AUGGCCACGGACACGGCAGCAAUGGGGGGCACGCUGGGGGGGACAGGCCAGAAGAACGCUAACGCGGGGUUCCUGCGCGCUGGCACCGGCCCGCCCGGGGCUGCCUUUGGCUCGGCGCUCCCGCAGCGGGUCCGGCCGGAGCCGGGAGGGCACGGGCGGGCACCGCCGGGCCGGGGGACCGCCCCAGCCGCGUUGGAAAAGUAUCCCAACUCACCAAUGACUGCAAAACAAAUACUGGAAGUCAUUCAGAAAGAAGGGUUAAAAGAAACAAGUGGAACCUCUCCAUUAGCUUGCCUGAAUGCAAUGCUUCAUACUAACACUCGUGUAGGUGAUGGAACAUUCUUCAAAAUCCCUGGGAAAUCAGGACUCUAUGCUCUCAAAAAAGAAGAAUCAACAUGCCCUACUGAUGGAACAUUGGAUUUAGGAUGUGAAUCUGAGUUAGAUGGCACUGAAAUGGCUGAGACAAACAAUAAUAAUGGAGAAGAAAAUGGUGUUUGCCCAAAGCAGACAUCUGAGGAAAUGUCUUCCAAUCGUGAUUCAAGCCUUACUAAUGCACCGGUGCAAAGCAAGCUAGUAUCUUCCUUCCAGCAGCACACAAAGAAAGCACUUAAACAGGCUUUGAGACAACAGCAGAAAAGAAGAAAUGGAGUCUCAAUGAUGGUAAACAAGACUGUUCCUCGUGUUGUUUUGACACCAUUAAAGGUGUCCGAUGAGCAGUCGGAUUCACCUUCAGGAUCGGAAUCUAAAAAUGGUGAAGCAGAUGGUUCUGAUAAGGAGAUGAAACAUGGGCAAAAGUCUCCAACUGGAAAGCAAACAAGCCAGCACUUAAAGAGGUUAAAAAAAUCUGGUUUAGGACAUUUGAAAUGGACCAAAGCUGAGGAUAUUGACAUAGAAACACCGGGAUCUAUUCUAGUGAACACUAACCUGAGGGCUUUAAUAAAUAAACACACCUUUGCUUCUUUACCUCAGCAUUUUCAACAAUACCUCCUGCUUUUGCUUCCAGAAGUAGACAGGCAGAUGGGGAGCGAUGGAGUUUUGCGCCUCAGUAGCUCCGCUCUAAAUAACGAGUUCUUCGCCUAUGCAGCGCAAGGGUGGAAACAGCGACUGGCAGAAGGAGAAUUUACACCAGAAAUGCAGUUGCGCAUCAGACAAGAGAUUGAAAAGGAAAAGAAAACAGAACCUUGGAAAGAAAAAUUCUUUGAAAGGUUUUAUGGUGAAAAGUUGGGAAUGUCAAGAGGAGAAUCAAAGAAGCUCACUGCAGUGCAGAACAAUGAUGAAGAUGAAAGCAAUUCUUUGUGCAGAUCUUCUGGCACACCUGGUCCUUCUAAGAAAGCAACCUUUGAGGAUCAAGAGGAGAAAGGUGCUAAAGUUCAACCUUUACCAGAGAGAGAUUAUAGUCCAUCUCCUUGUAGUAUGGAACAGGUUCCUGUCAAGGAUCUAACAGCAGAUUCUGAGGAUAUACUGAUACCUGAAGAAUCAGUCAUUCAGGAGGAAAUUGCUGAAGAGGUCGAGACAAGUAUUUGUGAAUGCCAGGAGGAGAACCAUAAGCCAGAACAUGAGUUUUCGGAGGAGUCUGUAAGUCCAGCUGGCACAAAUGAGGAAACAGAGGCAGUACAGCUUGCAGAAAGCACUGAGUCCUGUGUCAUGAUGAAUGAUGUAACUGAUACUGUAUCUCGCAUUGAAAUUACUAAAGUAGAGUUGAAGUCAGAAUGCCCUCAGGAGGAGAUGUCAGUUGUGAUAGAUCAGCUGGAAGAUUGCAUAUCACCAGCACGAUCAGCUUCAUCCACAAACUCUGUCAGCUGUACAGCUGAGAAGGAUUCUGAGUCUGCAAAAGAACUAAUUGGGCCAGAAAUGCAAAGUGCUGCUCUGGAAGGCUCCUUGUUCACUGGUGGAGGCAUUGCAGUGGAUAUGGAGCUUCAUAGCGACCCUGAGGAGCAGUUGUCUGAGAAUGCUUGUAUUUCUGAAACUUCUUUUUCCUCUGGAAGUCCAGAAGUUUGUAUUGCCUCUCCUGGAGGAGACACUCAGUCAACUUCAGAGGAACCCUGUACUCCAGCAUCUCUUGAAACAGCUUGCUCAUCUGAAGUGUCCAAUUCUGAAAAUAUUGAAGGUGAUAUUCAGCAAAAGGCCAGUGAUGAAAACUUGAACACACCCUUAAUGUCAGAAAUCUCUCCGAUGUCCACCUCACCUGUAACCUCAGAAGCAUCUUUGAUGUCAAAUUUACCUUUAACAUCAGAGGCAUCACCAGCUUCUAAUUUACCUUUAACAUCAGAAACGUCUCCAAUGUCUGAUUUGCCUUUAACAUCAGAAACAUCUUCAGUAUCUUCUGUUCUUCUAACUUCUGAAACAUUUGUGACAAAUAGUUUGCCUCUUCCAUCAGAGAUAUCUCCAGUCUCUAAUUCUCCAAGCAGUGAAAGACUUACUCUGCAACAAAGAAAAUCACCAUGUUUGUUGGAAGACUCCCUUCCCACUCUGAAAGAAGAAAGCUCUGUCAUUCCUAAGAUGGUUCAAGAAGAGAAUCUUGUUCAGCCAAAACAAGUUCAGAGUGCCCCUGAAAAUAUGAAAGUUGGUCCACUAACAAUUAUACCUGAUACUUCAGUAUUGGAAGAGUCCCAAAGCAAAAAUAUCAGUCAUCAGCCAUGUAAGUCACAUUCUGAAAUUGAGAAAUCCUACAUUGCAUCCAUCCCAGAACACACUCCUCCAGAGGUGAUCAAAAAUAAAAAUCACAGUGUUCACCAAAGAGGUGACAAGAAAGGUACACUCUUGCCCUCAGAGGUGUCUGUCUUAUCAGAAGGAUCACUUUGCAAAAAUAUCGAAUUGCUUCCAUCAAAGCCACAUGAUAAACUAUAUACCUCAUCUCUAGAGAAAGCUACAUUCUCUGAAGCGUGCAGAAGUAAAUCUCACAAGCUAACAGGCAGUACCCAAAGUCGUCUAGAGAGUUCGCAUUCUUCCAAGUCUUUAGAACCCACAAAAUCACCAGAAGCAAGAAAUGAAAGUAGAGACCCAGAGAUCCCAAAGAGGAAAACAGCAGAACAGCAUGGGUUUGGAAUCUGUAAAGAGAAGAGAGCUAGAAUAGAUGAUGAUCUGCCUAAUCGUAGUGCUUCAUCAACAAGUCCGUCUGAUAAAGAACAGCCGCCCAGAGAGGAGCCACGAGUUCCACCCCUUAAGAUUCAGCUUUCAAAGAUUGGACCACCUUUUAUCAUCAAGAGCCAGCCUGUUUCUAAACCAGAACCUCGAGUUUCCCCAAGUACAUCAGUCAGCAGUGGGAGAAACACUGGGGCUAGAACUCUGGCAGAUAUCAAAGCAAGAGCUCAGCAAGCAAGAGCCCAAAGAGAAGCUGCAGCUGCAGCAGCCGUGGCAGCAGCUGCCAGCAUAGUCUCUGGUGCAAUGGGAGCCCCGUGUGAAGGUGGAAAGACAAGAACGCUGGCACACAUCAAGGAGCAAACAAAGGCCAAGCUAUUUGCAAAGCAUCAAGCCAGAGCUCAUUUACUCCAGACCAAUAAAGAAUCAAAGUCACAGUUUGGCUCAAAGGAAAGUAGUACCUCAUCUCUGGAGAUACCAACGACUACUGACACAAAGAUUGAAGGUUCUACUGGUGUCAUUAUAGUUAAUCCUAACUGCAGGUCCCCUAGCAACAAGUCUUCUCAUCACCGUGAGACCACCACUUUAUUGCAGCAGUCCCUUAACACAGCUACAUUACCAGAAACUGCUACUGAGAUAUCUGUGCACAGUUCAGAUGAAAAUAUACCUGUGCCACAAUUGUGUGAGAAAAUUAUUUCAUCUACCUCUACCGAAAGUAACAGUGUGCCAGUACUUUAUAAUAAAAGUUCAGUCUCUGUGUGUGUUUGCAGCACUGCUAUGUCUGGAGCAAUUAAAGAACUUUCUUUUGCAAGUUCUGUUGAUAAAUCCUCUGUGUUAAUGUCUGUUGACAGCGCAAACACAGCAAUUUCAGCCUGUAAUAUAAAUAUGCUGAAAACCAUCCAAGGGGCUGAUACUCCAUGCAUAACUGUUGGACCAAAAUGUAUUGAUAACAGUAAUGUACCGGUCUCCAUAGACAACACAGUCUUAUCAAAUGCCAUCGAUGACAAAAGGUUGCCAGUACCCAGUAGCAAUGUGAAUAACGCAGUCUCCAGUCAUUAUGCCACUGUGCCAGCUUCAUCUAUUGCAAGUAACUUGCCAAAUCAUCUCUCUGGUAGUUCUGUACUGAUUCCCCCAGUGGGGACUACCAACAGAUUUCCUUCUGAUAAGAUAGCCAUAACCAGGUGUAGCGAGCAGAGCACUGUCUCCAUCCACACUACCGUCAGGUCAGCUUUAAGUUGCAGUGAGGCCCUUGCAGCAGCAGAUUCUGUUGCAAGGCCACCUAUCUCAAUGUUUACUGGUAACAUGGUGACAAUAAGCUCUUAUGAUAACGCUGCUAAGUUGAAUGCUGAUCUCUUAGAAAAAAGCUCUGGAACACGAAACCGGAUGGAUCUCUCUGGUAAAUCUCAUCCGCUGAGCUUUACACAAACUGCCGUGAAUAGGUCUAUACCUUGUAAAGUCAUUGUUGACCACACUACGAACCAGAAUUCCAGUCUGUCACUUCCUUCCUCUAUUGAAAAUGUAGAGAACAGCAUUGACCUGCAGAGCAGACCUGUAAGGACAGAAGCUGCCUUACAAAGUAUAGCUUGUCCUCAGGUGUCUGUCAUAAGCAGGCCUGAAGUGGUUGCUAAUGAAAACCUUGAGCACAGUUCCAGCUUUAUCGCCAUUACAGCAAAGCAAGACAGCAAAAACUUGCAGGCAGGUUGUUCAAGUCUUCGAGAAGUGCCUCUUGCUCCUCAAGAUAAAUUAAUUGAGGUGGUUACUACCAGCCAAGGCUUUGCUGAGCAACUAAGAGGUCCUUCAGCACUGAAAAAUGAAGCCAAUGCUGCCUGUGCCAAUCAGUACAACUCUAACAAUAGAAUUUGUUGGCGUGAUGAGGAGGCAAUGAAUACAGACCAGCCAGUGGUCAGCCAUCUUACCUCUGGUAAACAUAAGGAGUACGCAGAGCAAAACUGCUUGAAAAAUGUCAAAAGCGAACCUUCCAGUUACACACAAAUGUCAGAACUGCAGUCCAGGAGUCUUUUGACAAGCAUUGGUGUUCCUGUUAAACUGGAAACUAAUGAGACUGACAAGUGCUUCAGGAUGGACACCGAGGAUUUUACAGGACCUGAAAUGCCUGCCCAGACUGCAGAAAUAGCCACGAGUGUGCAGCCGCCACAGACCUCCAAGACAUCCAUCGCUGACUCCAUGGAAGACUCCCUGUCCCUGACAACAGAAACCCUAAAGAGAGUUACGAGUGCCGGGGGCUCUAGCUGUCGCCUGUCGUCAGUGGAGGCCAACAAUCCCUUAGUGACACAGUUACUGCAAGGCAAUCUGCCUUUAGAAAAAGUGCUGCCGCAGCCCAGAUCAGGAGCCAAACUAGAAAUUAACAGGCUUCCCUUGCCUUUGCAAACUACCUCAGUAUGUAAAACAGUAGUGGCUGAGAGAAAUGUUGUUGAACAUGCUUCCAACUCUCCUAAUCCAGAUGGUAAAGGAUUUACAGCAGGCAGCAUAGCCCCGCUACAAAUCAGAAAGCGUGAAAACCAUCCGAAAAAGAGGAUGGCCAGGACUAUAGGGGAACAUGCUCAAAUUAAAUGUGAGCCUGGGAAGGUGUCAAUGGACACAGAUGUUAAAGUGGCUCCUUGUGUAAUUAGUUCCAGCAUGAAUCAGCUAGGGCACGGACAGCCAUUUAAGCAGGAGUGGCUUAACAAACAUGCCAUUCAGAGCCGGAUCGCUCACAGCCCAGAGAUCAAGCAGCAGAAGAGACCGUUGCCUUCAUGUAGUUUCCAGCAGAGCUUAUUUCACGUUGAUAAAAAUGGCAGCUUUCACGCAGAAGCCAGUACCUCACAUAGACAGCAUUUUUACCAAAUGUCCAUGGCUGCGAGAGGCCCCAUUCCUACAGCAGCUUUGUUGCAAACUACUUCAAAAGGCCCACCUGGCUGCAACUCAUUUGCUUUUAGCAGACACCUGGAACAGAAGGGUUUGGGAGACGUGAAUAUUUCUACAGCAGCUCACCAGCUGAGGCUAGGAAGUGUGUUUUCCCCUAAUAUUCAAAUUAAGGAAGGUGAUGACAUUGCCAGUGCCUCUCAAACUCUGCAGAGUAAAACAUUAGUGCAUCCCCCUGCUCCCCCUCCGCCCCUGCCACCUCCUCCCCCUCCUCACCCGAAUGCAGAAGUCCCCUCUGAUCAAAAACAACCGACAGUUACUAUGGAAACCACUAAAAGACUUAGUUGGCCUCAGCCAGCAAGCAUCUGUAGCAAUAUAAAAUCUGAACCUAUUUCUUUUGAGGAAGGUUUAAGCAGCAGCUGCGAACUGGGCAUGAAACAAGCUUCCUAUGAUCAGAACGAAGUGAAAGAACAGUUAAAAGCGUUUGCAUUAAAAAAUGCAGACUUCUCUUCCUAUUUACUUUCUGAGCCACAGAAGCCUUUUACCCAACUUGCUGCUCAGAAAAUACAGACGCAGCACCCACAGCAGCAGCAACAGCAGCAGCUCUGUGGAAAUUAUCCAACAAUACACUUCGGUAGCACAAGUUUCAAAAGGGCAGCAUCUGCAAUUGAGAAAUCGAUUGGGAUUUUAGGAAGUGGUUCAAACACUGCCACAGGCCUGUCUAACCAGAACGCGCAGAUCCCGGUUCAGAAAUUUGCUGACAGCAGCAACGCCGAUGAGCUGGAACUGAAAUGCUCCUGCAGGCUGAAAGCCAUGAUCGUGUGCAAAGGCUGCGGAGCCUUCUGUCAUGAUGACUGCAUAGGGCCUUCCAAACUGUGUGUAGCUUGUCUGGUGGUGCGGUAGGAGCUCAGUCAAAGAUGCAGUAUCCCUUAUAAACAUGGGAGAGCAGGACAAAGGAACAGAGAAAUUGGAACAGUUUAGGCCACUAAUGGUUUGCAAUGAGUGGAUUGAUUUUUAUGUGGUUUUUAAUUGUCUUUUUUUUAAUUUGGUUUGGUUUGGUUUUUUCUCCUACGAGGUGCUUUCAGAACUUAGUUAUUCUGCCUGAGUGCCAUUUUCUGGGAAGAAGAGGAGACCUGUAGAAGUAGUUUAAGAAAAAGAUAGCCUUGUUACUGAGGCAUCUAUGAGCUCUCUUGCUGUGCUAAAAAGAAAAAGCAAAAUGCAUUAAUGCAUGUAAUUCGUAGCUUCUAUUUAUUUGCACAAAGUGCAGCACAUUUUUUCUCCACUGUUUGAUAUUUGAUAUGAGCUGCAGGUUAAAGAUCAGUGGAAGAAUAGCACUGUAAGAAGUGGAGUAACUAUGCAGAAUGAAUAACACACUGAAUAGCAGCUGGUGUGAGCGGGGUAGUGGCAAGGUGUGGGGUGCCGACCAUUGUAGGUUCUAAGUCAGUUUGCAUUCUCUCUGCUGACAAGAUUGUUUUCUUCAAUUGACUUUGCUAUCUAGGGCUAAAAUAUAGUCACUUCACCUAACAAAAGAAAUUUAAAAGAGGCAUUUAGUUGGUUAGAGAAGUUUCCUUAUGUGCCUGCCAGGUACUGUGGAACUCAAAUCUUACUCAUCAUCUCUUCUUUGUUGAUUCCUUGAGAAAGAUUUCUACAUGUGGUGAGUUAGUGGGACCAACACUGGAAACACAUGGGCUUCAGUAGAGUCUGGAGAAGGUAUUUUCUCUGCUGGAGAUUAGAGAUCUCUUUUCCUGUUUCUCACUCAAAUGGUAUUUAUUCAUAUUUGUCUCUCUAAUCCUUCCACUAGGUUUGUCAGUCCCAAAUAUAUAUAAAAAUAAGGUCAAACAUAGGUCACUGGUUCUCGAGGUUGUAGUCUUUCUGUGGCCUAAAAAUGAUGCAUUAUUCUGAUGAAUGAAUAAGGAAAGAUUUUAAUUGCAUAUUGGUUGAAUGUUAGCUUAUAAUUUCUUUUUCCUCUUAUUGAGUUACUCUAUUUAAAUAACAUCUCAGAGUUUUUCCAUUUAAAGUAAUUCUUAGAAGUACUUACAACACUGACUUUUUUUCUCUCAAAGAAAGUCAGACCCCUUUUAGAAAUUUGGAAGCAAAGUGUAUUUUUAAAAGGGAUACUGCAUCUUUAAAGUAACCUUCAGUAAUUAUCCAGUACUGUAUUUACAUUCAGGACUAUAGCUGCAUUCCAGAUGUGCUAGCCACCAUAACAGCAGAAAAGAAAAACGAUGAUUUUGGAGUCUUAUUCACCUAAAAGGAAAAUAUUAUAAAGGGAUAAAGCACAUGCAGUUGAUGGGGAGAUAAAAACACUUUGGGUUUUUCUUUACUCCCACUUCAAGAACACAACAUGUGGAGUUCAAGUCAUCCAUCUGCCAGUAUGUGGUUGGGUCUGCCCAAAUGUCAGCAUCAAGAGAAACAGGUUUUUUUUACCAUCACAGUAGAACCUCACUAAUCCAAAGACCUUACAGCCUGCCCAAGAAAACUAAUUUUCCUUGCAUGUUUUUAAGAGAGCAGUGUAGUAAGAAUGUGUGAGAUGUAAGACUGCUUGGUUUCAUCGUGCAGUGAGCUGUUGCAUUCUGAAGUACUAAUGUGAAUGAUAGAGCUACAUUUAGGAAAUGAAAAGUAUGCUAUAUUUUAGAGCAUGCUUUUUUUGUCUGAUCUUUGUUUGUGUGCUUUUCAUCAGCUGUAACUGGUCUCCCUAACUCGGGGGCAUAUUAGUGAGGUUCUGCUGAAUGAAGGAAUCAUAUUUAUUUUCUUGCGGGACCAUAUUCACAAACAUGAUAAAUGCCGUUUAUUGUCUUAAAAGUGAGCUGGAAUAUCUACAACAUACAUUCCUGUCAUAGGAAGCUCUAUGGUGCACCUUGAUGUUCUCUUUUAUUGUAAUUAGCAACAUAUCAAUAUUAUUUUUGACACUGUGUGGUACAAAGGCCAUUUGUAAGAACUAACAAAUUUGUUGCUGAUACAAUAAUACUUUUUUUUUUUUUCUAUACAAAAGUGCUCCUUAAUAUGACACGUGAACUAAGGAAUGGCUUCUCAGCACUUUCAGGUCUUCUGGUAGGAAAAUAAGCCAGCCAAGCAAAAACCUAAAAGUAACCAAGUGAAAAUUAGCAUCCACUGCUAUGCCAGCUGGUGAAAUAGCAACUGAGCAAUACUCAUGAGUAAGCAUGAGUGUAGUCAGUUAAUGUAUAUCAGAUUCAUAGUUGAGGAGCCUUUGUAUUGGAAUUGUAUUGCAUUGUAUUUAUACUUGGUAGAGCUAGGAUCUUCUAUUUAACAAAAAAAAAAAAAAAAAAAAAAAAAAAAAAAAAAAAAAAAAAAGAGCAACCAGUCUUAGACUUCUAUUUACCUAUGUUUAUAUAAGCCUGCUGGGAAUCCUUAUUUCUAGCUCAGGUUUUCCUGUCCACAGCACAUAAGUCAAUAUUUCUUUGUACUUGCAUCUUAAAUUAGUUCUUGUAUUGACUGACAUAAUACAGAAAUAAAUUCUGGCCACAACAUAGGUUUCCUUUGUGUGAAGGGUAAGAGUGUGACUAAUGUGGUAGGUCACUCAUUCAUGUCCUACUGUCAUUUUUGUAUCAGGAUUGCAACUUGCAUGUGUGAGGUCAUGACAAAAUGUAUUUAAAAUGUCAUUAGACUGGAUGGUGCUAUGUUACAUUACACAACUGACCAAACUCUUCCAUAGUGCAAUUCCACUCCUUUCAUUUUGGAGUCAUUGGAGAUGCACCAGGAAUAAAUUUGAGCAAAUAGUUAGCAACAGUGGUGAAGUGUUGUUACGGAUUAGGUUUAGGGUAUGAAAAUACUCAAAAGCAACCAUGGUGAUGUGAGAGUCUGAUUGAAUCCUAGCGUGACUGAAAACCUUAUGUGGAUUUUGGUAUCACACAAAUGCCUAGGGGAGAGUGACCCUAGGCCUUUGAUAAGAACACAGUCACAUUUAUGCGUUAAUUUUGAAUUACUCCUUUUUUUGUUGUUGUUUGAUUGUUCAGAUUUCAGGCUCAAUGUCAUUGUGUUUUCUAAUGACCAUGCCAUUUGCACCGUGGGUUGUUAAUAGUUUAUGCACUGAAAAGUGGAAGAAUUACUUAAGAACACACUGCUCUGUGUUUGUGUGUACGUACGUAUGUGUCCCAAUGUCCAGCAUGUAUAAUUUACCUUUUUUUUUUAAAUCUCUAAAAUUGUCCCCCUACUCCUACCCCUGGAGCAGCACUUUUGGGUGAGAGGGAGAAACGCUUUUUUCUUUCCUCCCUCUUUGUUGUUUUAAUUGCAUACCUGUGAGAUAUGCAGAUAACGUUAGGGCAUUUGCAGUGAGUGUGCUUGUGUGUUUCUGUUCCGAAAUAACUUUCCAACCAGAAACUCCCUUUGAAAUAAUGUUUAAAAAAAAUAAUUAAGAAAUGGUGAACUGGAUGCUCCCUGUUUGCAUUUUAUUUAUCUGCUGAAAUCUAGUACAUGAAAUAGCAUUUGAAAGACAAAAAUAAAGGUUGAGCCAUAAAGCAAAAGGUAUAUAUUCUCUGUAAUAUAGACUUUCUUCUUGAGGGUGGUGCAUGUUGUCAGGGUAAGCUACAGAACGUGCAGAUGGUUUUUCAGGGCCCUGCAAUUCCUUGCACAGUUUUUAAGCUGGUGCAUAUGGUGCUUUAUAAUGCAAUUUCUGAAGUAAAAUUACCUUAUGCUGCACCCCCUUCCCCUUAUGAACACACGCACAAUUUCAGAAUCGUUAUUGUAGCCUCUGGUUUAGCAGUUUCUCCAAGGUGUGUUGAAGUACCAGGAUAAACACUCGAGAUGAGCUGAGAAGUGUCACCAAAAGGGAUCAUUUUAGCUGACGCACAUGAAGGGCCCUGCUCUGAUCACUGAAUGACUUCUGCAGUCUCCUGGCAGCAGCGCAGCAGGCUCAUCUUCCGUGGCUCUGCGGAGCACUGGGGGGGGAAGCAGCGAAAUAUUCAGUGGCUUUAUCACGGACCUGUGUAGCUAAAUGUUUCUGAAUCUAUGAAAUCCUGUUGUCUUUGGUCAUCAUGCUUUGUCACUGUAAAACCAACGAAAAGGAAAAAAAAAAGCAUUUUUUAGUCUAAUUUAAGGAGCUGCUUCUUUUAUAGCACAUAAUAUUUCGCUUUGUACUAUAUUUGAUAGUUAAAGAAUAAUUUAGUCCGUAGAAUAACUUUGUUGUAUUUGUACUGUUCAUGAAUGUUACAAGAAAAGUGCUUUACUUUGUUGCCAUAAUUCUCUUGUACUGCUGUAAAAUAUUUUUUCUGCUUUAUGGAAACUUAACUCGGUUCACAUUUUCAGUACAGGGUUUUUUGUGUGUAUGUAAUUUUUUUUUUUUUUUGUCAGUAUUCUGAAUGUUUACAUCUGUUCAACAUUAGCCAUUCUAUGCCUUUAUAGGGCAGUAUUACUCCUGCAGUAUAACAGCAAUGUGAAAUCCACUCGUACCUAACAUGCAUGAGAAAUACAGAUUUAUUGGGGAGAUCCCUAAUGUGCAUAGAUACUUUUUCUAUCUGCAUUUAGUGAAGUAAAUACCCUCCUUCAGUCCUCUACCAAAGAAAAUGUUAUCCCCACAGGACAAGCUCGGAAAGUGGUUCUCUGAAUUUUCAGAAGGGGGUGUAGUUGGUUUCAGCAAGAUUGCUACAGUUUGAUGCUGUUGUGCUUUGCUUUGUUACCCCACCAGAUGUGACUGGGUGAAACAAGCAUUUUAGCAAUUUUUUGUGUUUCAAGACAGUGUUUUGUUUAGAAUUCAGGGAUCAUGCUUUCUUUAAUGGUGCUGUUUGUUUUAUUAUUUUUUUUAAGAAAACAACCUUUUGUUGCCUACAGAAAUGACCAUUCACAAAACCAUAAAUUAAUAAAAUAAUGUGUC
Molecule: messenger RNA, 11767 nt
Organism: Onychostruthus taczanowskii (white-rumped snowfinch)
Lineage: Eukaryota; Metazoa; Chordata; Aves; Passeriformes; Passeridae
Gene: ASXL3
Product: ASXL transcriptional regulator 3
Exons: 13
Coding region: 1-6843 (2280 amino acids)
Biological process (GO): positive regulation of transcription by RNA polymerase II; animal organ morphogenesis
Cellular component (GO): PR-DUB complex
Molecular function (GO): DNA binding; chromatin binding; peroxisome proliferator activated receptor binding
Source: RefSeq, a predicted model, not a curated record